AUGUCUCCACCUACAGAGGAGAAAAGGGAAGGCAUUCCUAGAAAAGUUGAGACAGUGGAAGAGAUUCUUAUCAAAUGUGAAUGUUGGGUCAAGAAGGAUAAUGAAGAGAGAUUAGCUGAAAUUUUAUCGAUAAACUCACGUAGAUCGCCUCCUAAGUUUUAUGUCCAUUACGUUGAUUUCAAUAAACGUUUAGAUGAAUGGAUCACUACGGACAGAAUUAAUUUGGAGAAAGAUGUUAUCUUUGCGAGACCUAAGGAGAUCGAAGAGGAACAAACUCCAAAGAAGAAGCUGAAGAAACGUAAGAAACAAUCAGGAGCUGGUCAAGAGACAACUUCUGCUGUCGCAUCAGAUGAUGAGAAGAUAAAAUCAGAGACUCCAGAGAGUACCGGUGUGAUGGAUUUAGACAAUUUAAAUGUGCAAGGUCUUCGUGAUGAAGAGAUAACGAGAGAGGAAGAGAUAAAAAAAUUGAGAACUUCUGGGUCAAUGACGCAAAAUCCACAUGAAGUUGCAAGAGUCAGGAACUUAAGCAAAGUUAUCAUGGGUAUGUAUGAAAUUGAACCAUGGUAUUUUUCUCCCUAUCCGAUUGAAUUGACAGACUUAGACACUAUAUAUAUCGAUGACUUUACUCUAGAAUAUUUUGGAUCAAAAAAACAGUACGAAAGAAACAGAAAGAAAUCAACACUUAGACAUCCACCAGGAAAUGAAAUUUAUAGAGACGAUUUUGUGUCAUUUUUUGAAAUUGAUGGAAAGAAACAAAGGACGUGGUGCAGAAAUUUAUGUUUGCUUUCAAAAUUAUUCUUGGAUCAUAAAACAUUAUACUAUGAUGUCGAUCCAUUUUUAUUUUAUUGUAUGACACGAAAGGAUGAAUUGGGCCAUCAUUUGGUCGGAUACUUUUCAAAGGAAAAGGAAUCUGCUGAAGGUUAUAAUUUAGCAUGUAUUCUAACUCUACCACAAUACCAGAGAAUGGGUUAUGGUAAAUUAUUAAUUCAAUUUUCAUAUGAAUUAUCAAAGAUCGAGGGUAAAGUCGGUUCUCCAGAAAAACCACUAUCUGAUUUGGGUCUGUUGUCUUACAGAGCAUAUUGGGCUGAAGUGUUAAUAAAUACUUUAGUUGAGCAUAGUAAUGAAAUAACAAUCGAUGAAAUCAGUUCUAUAACUUCAAUGACUACUACAGAUAUACUGCAUACGGCCAAAACUUUGAAUAUUUUAAGGUAUUAUAAAGGUCAACAUAUUAUAUUUUUAAGUCAAGAGGUUCUAGAUAAAUAUAAUCAAAUGAAGGAAAAGAAGAGGAGAUCUAUUAAUCCCCAAUACUUAAAUUGGGUUCCACCUGUAUUUACAGCGGCACAAUUAAGAUUUGCAUGGUAA
This is a messenger RNA of Tetrapisispora phaffii CBS 4417, 1362 nucleotides long. RefSeq names its product NuA4 histone acetyltransferase complex catalytic subunit ESA1 (gene ESA1). The transcript has a single exon. The coding region runs from base 1 to 1362 and encodes 453 amino acids. Gene Ontology annotation, biological process: regulation of DNA-templated transcription. NCBI's taxonomy places the organism in Eukaryota, Fungi, Ascomycota, Saccharomycetes, Saccharomycetales, Saccharomycetaceae. The record is from RefSeq and is a predicted model, not a curated record. Gene Ontology annotation, molecular function: histone acetyltransferase activity.